AUGCUCAAAGACGAUUUACCUAAAAUCAGACCAGAAACAAGGCUGAAGGUGCUGUUCGCAGUGGGGGGGGACGGAGAGCUCAGCGAGCCUCUGGAGGUUGGCGCUCUCAGCUGUGACUCGGUGGAGCAGGUCAAAGAGAAGAUCCUCAACGCCUUCAAGGCCAAGUUUGGGUUCCCCUACAACACCCCCCUCAGGGACAUCCAUAUUGGACAGUUCCAGGACAAAAGAGUUCCUGAUAGAGCGACAGUUAAAGUUCUUUCCAGGAAAACUCAUCCUCCUCUGAGCCCGCAGGGAAGUCUAAAGGAUGACGAGGACUUCUCUGGGAAAUACUUUCACUUGAUUGAUCCUGAUGUAGAUGAGGACCAGAGGAAGAACCCAGAGAGGAAGAAGUUAAAACUAAAGGAAGUGCACCUCACCAAGCUGCUCUCCACAAAGGUGGCCGUGCAUUCCUUUGUGGAGAACCUGUUCAGGUGUAUCUGGGGGACGCCGCACUGCAGGGCACCGCUUGCUGUCAAAUACUUUUUUGACUUCCUGGAUGCUCAAGCAGAUUCUAUGAAGAUCACCGACCCAGAUGUCCUGCAUAUCUGGAAGACCAACAGUUUGCCUCUGCGCUUCUGGGUCAACAUCCUGAAGAACCCCCAGUUUGUCUUCGACAUACAGAAGACUCCACAGCUGGACAGCUGCCUGACCGUCAUCGCUCAGGCCUUCAUGGACUCCUUCUCCCUAAGUGAGACCCAGCUAGGAAAGCAUGCACCAACCAACAAGCUCCUCUAUGCCAAAGACAUUCCCAAGUUCAAACAGGAAGUAAAGGCUUACUACAAGCAGAUCAGAGACCAGCCACCAAUCACAGACUCAGAAUUCAAGGAAUUCCUGCAGGAAGAGUCAAAGAAACAUGAAAACGAGUUCAACGAAUCUGUAGCCCUCAGAGAACUCUACAAGUUCAUACAGCGCUACUUCACAGAGAUCAAAGAGAAGCUGAACCUAAAUGGAGCCCCUUCUGAGAUGAUGGAGCAACUACAACAUGUUAAAAACUCUUUUGAUGAACUGAAGAGCUGCUCCUGGAACUGAGCAAGCCUUCUUCCUCUCACAUGACACAAAACCCUGCUGGACUCUGAACUCUGGGAAGUCCUUGGCAUCUAUAACAUUGAAGUGAUGCACCUGUCAGUAGUUCAGUUUAUAAAAAAUAUGCAUUUACGGAAAUCAGACAUGUAACCAACACAUAUGUCAAUAAGAACCAUUCUUCUGAGGUCAGAGGACUGUACUACGAAGCUGGUUCAACCUAACCUGGAUAUGUUUGAGUUAGCCGGUUGGCCUAAUCCAAAACAUACG
Molecule: messenger RNA, 1329 nt
Organism: Notothenia coriiceps (black rockcod)
Lineage: Eukaryota; Metazoa; Chordata; Actinopteri; Perciformes; Nototheniidae
Product: plexin-C1-like
Exons: 11
Coding region: 1-1068 (355 amino acids)
Biological process (GO): positive regulation of axonogenesis; regulation of cell migration; semaphorin-plexin signaling pathway
Cellular component (GO): semaphorin receptor complex; plasma membrane
Molecular function (GO): semaphorin receptor activity
Source: RefSeq, a predicted model, not a curated record